Messenger RNA from Brassica oleracea var. oleracea, 2075 nucleotides. RefSeq names its product probable L-type lectin-domain containing receptor kinase V.3. NCBI's taxonomy places the organism in Eukaryota, Viridiplantae, Streptophyta, Magnoliopsida, Brassicales, Brassicaceae. The record is from RefSeq and is a predicted model, not a curated record. Gene Ontology annotation, cellular component: plasma membrane. The transcript has a single exon. Gene Ontology annotation, biological process: protein phosphorylation. Gene Ontology annotation, molecular function: ATP binding; protein kinase activity; carbohydrate binding.
AUGACCAUGUCUCACAAAAUCCUCUCUCAGUUUAUUUUUAUCUUUGUUCUGUUUUGUUGUACGGACACCUCUCAUGGAAAGCUGAUUAUGGAAGAAUCAGCUGGUCACAUGAAUGGUUUCACGACUCUAACCAACACCAAGAAGAACUCUUAUGGUCAAGCCUUCAACGACAAACCAUUCCCUUUCAAGACUUCUGCAAACGGUUCACUGACUUCAUUCUCUUUCACCUUCUUCUUUGCCAUCGUCCCUGAGCAUAAGAACAAAGGCUCUCACGGUAUGGCCUUUGUGAUCUCUCCAACUAGAGGCAUCCCCGGUGCAUCCCCUGAUCAGUACCUUGGUAUCUUCAACGCUACAAACAACGGAGAAAGCUCUAACCAGAUCAUUGCUGUUGAGCUUGAUGUACAUAAAGAUGAUGAGUUUGGUGACAUUGAUGAUAACCAUGUUGGUGUCAACAUAAACGGCAUGAAGUCCAUCAUAUCUGCUCCUGCAGGUUACUAUGAUCAAAAGGGUGAGUUUAAAACCCUUUCUUUGAUCAGUGGCAAGCUACUUCGAAUCACUAUUCUGUAUAGUCAUGAAGAGAGACGACUCAAUGUUACCUUAUCACCACCAGAUGAGACAUAUCAUCCCAAGCAGCCACUUCUUUCAUUGAACCAAGACCUGUCCCCUUAUCUUAAGGAGGAUAUGUACGUUGGCUUCACAGCCUCCACUGGAUAUAUUGGAGCAAUACAUUACAUGCUGAUGUGGUAUCAAUAUACUUUAAUCAUUGUUCCACAGCUGGAUUUCGCUAUACCGAUCUUUCCUCCAUAUCCAAAGAUAGAGUCUCAGGUGAAACGGAUUGUUUUGGCAACCUCAUUGACUUUGGCUCUCUUUGUUGCCUUUGCUGCAUGAGCUUUACUUCUUUUCUUGUAUAAGAGGCAUAAAAAGGUCCUGGAGGUUCUUGAGGAAUGGGAAAUAGAAUGUGGACCUCAUAGGUUUGCUUACAGUGAACUAUAUAAAGCCACAAAUGGUUUCAAACAAAUUCUAGGUGAAGGAGGGUUUGGUAAGGUCUUUAAAGGCACACUUCCAGGUUCUGAUGCAGAGAUUGCAGUUAAACGGGUUUCUCGUGGUUCGAGUCAAGGGAUGAGAGAGUUCUUGGCUGAGGUAACAACCAUAGGUCGUCUUAGACACCCGAAUCUAGUUAGGCUUCUUGGUUACUGCAGGUACAAUGAAGAACUCUACUUAGUUUAUGACUGUAUGCCCAAUGGAAGCCUUGACAAGUACCUGUACGGAUCAGAUCAAGAACAGCUCUCUUGGAGUCAGCGUUUCAAGAUUAUUAAAGACGUUGCUUCUGCGCUCUCCUACCCCCAUCAUGAUUGGUUACAAGUUGUGGUUCAUAGAGACAUCAAGCCUGCGAAUGUCUUACUUGAUGACAAUAUGAAUGCAAGUCUUGGAGAUUUCGGAUUGGCAAAGCUACAUGAACGUGGACAUGAAGCUCAGACCUCUAGAGUGGCUGGAACGUUCGGGUACAUGGCACCAGAUCUCGUGAGAACAGGGAGACCAACUACAGGAACAGAUGUUUACGCCUUUGGUGUGUUUAUGCUUGAAGUUUCUUGCGGUAGAAGAAUGUAUGAGCCACGAGCUGAGUCAGAACAGGCUGUUCUUCCUGACUGGGUGGUUAACCGCUGGGAAAGAGGUGACAUCGAAGAGGCGGCUUGUGAAAGAAUCAGACAAGAUCAUGAUAAGGGAGAGCUAGAGCUUCUUCUGAAGCUAGGAGUGUUGUGUUCACACCAGGCUGAAGAGGUUAGGCCGGAUAUGUCUACGGUGGUUAAGAUAUUGGAAGGAGUCUCUGAGCUUCCUGAUAAUGUUCUUGAUAUUGUUAGAACCGAGAAGAAGGAGAAAUGGUACGAGAAUUUCAGCGAAGUGCUUGAUUCCACGAUGGAGUCUGCAAGUAACUUGAACGUUACGGAACCGAUAGCUUCCUUGGAGCGGACAAAGUUGCUUCUCUAGUUGGUGGUAUUGAUAGUAAACAAUCACAAGCAAACAAUAUGAAAAAAUAAGUUAUAUGAAUGAUUGAAAAUACUAGAUUAUGAGAUAAU